GUGUGUGAUUGGAAUCCAAUAGAUGAUGCUAUUGUUAAGAGGUGUGUAUCCACUCUUAAAAUAUUUCUUAAUUCUGCUAUAUAUAUGGGUAUUGAAACUAUAAAUAUAGAAUCAAAACUAUCUGUUAAUGAACUUCUGGAUCGUUCAACUGGAACAGUAAUAGCUGAAAUUGAAGAGUUAAUAGAUAAUUCUAAAGAUGAUAAUUCACAUCUCAAUUCAAAGUUUGUUUUGCCUGAGGAUAUUAAAAAUAAAAUAAACAGUUCACCACCUCCCAAGGAUUCACAACUUUUACUAUAUAAAAACGAUUCUGACCUGGUUGAUAUAUCACAAAACUUAAUUGAAUUUUUUCAAAAUAUAUUAUGA
Messenger RNA from Dentiscutata heterogama, 363 nucleotides. NCBI's taxonomy places the organism in Eukaryota, Fungi, Glomeromycota, Glomeromycetes, Diversisporales, Gigasporaceae. The record is from the annotation of a GenBank genome assembly.